UACAGACUGCAGAAGAAUACCGUUCAAGGCGCACUACUUAAAUAGUUUCGCGCGGAACAGCUUCACGUUGACACAGAGAGUAUUUGCUCGGUUGACUGGCAAGCAGUCUCGUCCCUCUUGCUUAUACGGAAUCAUUCAGGGACGGCUUGUCUCAUUGACGGUUUUCAGCAGACUCGAUUCCACCCACUCUCGUCCCUUGAUUUGCAUGAGGCAGCACGGCCAUUGGCAACAAAGCCCUGUCUCCUAGCAACUCUGAUACGUAUCAAAGGAACCAAGCAGCUGGGUUUGUCUUCUACGUCUGAACCACGUUGCCUGAAAGGGAUGCCCAAACUAUCUGUGCAAGGCGUGAACCCGUACCCGAGCCCCUCCAUUCCACAGCAGAGCGCUGCAGGUUUCCUCACAAUCAGACGUCGUCUCGCUGACCCAUCUCACCCGACCGUCUCAUCUGACUUCUUUAUCAGCAGUCACAGAAUUUGUAGCCACCCUGUCGCAGUAACUCCACGGGACGGCGGACCAGCUCGUGAGCGAAUCUGCUUAAGCCAGGUUGAGAAACGCUGGACUAGAGCGACUCACGUGUCCUUUCAAGGCCAUUCGUUCUCCCGUUCGCGCUCGUAUCGGCUAUUCUACAACCUGUAGAGUGUUGAUAAUGUGGACUGUUCCUUCCAACGGGGUCAUCCACAUGGAUAGAAAUUUACGGAAGUGUAAGAAACGCGUGGUCCUUGACUGCCUCUCUCUAAGACCUUUCAUUACUCCGACUUUGAUUUCAGUUUAUGGUUGUGUGUACUUGUGACCUUGAAAUUCAGGGAACAGAUGCGUUUAAACAUUUAUGCGCCUGAUAUUCGACGGACUGCAGAAAUAUCUGACUCCGUCAUGAGAAACACGAGAAUUUCUCUCUGCUAUUCAUUUUCUGGCCUGAUCAUCUGAAGUUGCUUCCAGAAUUUGCCGCGAUGUGUAGAUGACUGAAGUUUCACUGCCUCAGGAAACAUAAUUAAACAACU
This is a messenger RNA of Zootermopsis nevadensis, 998 nucleotides long. NCBI's taxonomy places the organism in Eukaryota, Metazoa, Arthropoda, Insecta, Blattodea, Termopsidae. The record is from RefSeq and is a predicted model, not a curated record.